Messenger RNA from Dichotomopilus funicola, 3546 nucleotides. RefSeq lists its product as uncharacterized. Gene Ontology annotation, cellular component: cytoplasm. The transcript is spliced from 6 exons. Bases 1 to 3546 code for a protein of 1181 amino acids. The record is from RefSeq and is a predicted model, not a curated record. NCBI's taxonomy places the organism in Eukaryota, Fungi, Ascomycota, Sordariomycetes, Sordariales, Chaetomiaceae. Gene Ontology annotation, biological process: signal transduction; regulation of GTPase activity.
AUGGACGACUAUCUGGAUAGCGCCAUGGACUCAGAUGAUGUCUUUCCCUGCAAGGGAUGCGGCGAGAUUCUAGAGGAAGGGAAGGCCUUUGAACUGGCCGGCAACCGAUGGCAUCUCGACUGCUUCCGCUGCAACACCUGCAACACCCUUCUCGACUCGGACGCGAACCUCCUGCUUCUCGGCGAUGGCUCGCUCAUCUGCAACAACUGCACGUAUAGUUGUAGCGCCUGCGGCAAUAAAAUUGAGGAUCUCGCGAUCUUGACCGGUGACCAGGCCUUCUGCGCAACCUGCUUCCGCUGUAGGAACUGUAAAAGGAAGAUUGAGAAUCUGCGCUAUGCGAGGACGUCACACGGGAUUUUCUGCAUGAACUGCCACGAGUCACUGAUGGCUAGGCGCCGGAAGAAAUCGAAAGCAGCCGCGCAGGCAAAGCAACGAGAAAAGGAUACCUCGCCCAUGAUCACCGACAAGUCGUUGCCCGCCUUACCGCCGAACGCCGUCCCACCAAACACCUUGAGUGACCGGGUCACUCCCGACUCUGACACCCCAACAGAGCUGUCUCCUCGCCCUCGCGCAGCCUACGGAAGCAACGAACCAACUUCCCGCAGCGCAUCGAGAGCUGAUCGCUCCCCCGAACGGCCGAGCGAAUCGGGCAGGGAUUCGUCUCUUGCACCGUCCGCACCGGCAUCCUACAGACACAACCGCAGUUCUGCUGUCUUCUCUACUAGCAUUGACGGUGGUGAGGGAGACGGGAGCUUCUUCAUCCCCGUGGCCCUCGACCCGAGCCCCGGGCCAGCCUUGACCCCCCAGUCCAUGUCCGAAGCCUAUAACGAUUCGAGCAGGAGGAACAAGGAGCGGGAUUAUUUCGCGUCGUCGAAACCAUCUGGAGAGAAACGGCCCGACUCUCAGGCGUCCACACCUCACAUUGCAUUCCAGGAAAAGCCGAGGCAGCCAUCUUCAGACUACGAACCGCCCCAACAGGACCGGCCCACUCGCAAACUUUCUAAGAGAAAUGGGAACCCAAAAGCGUCGCCUAAUGCUGCGAGUGAGAAAGUCUCGACCUCUAAGAUAACACAAGCAAGCGAAGAUUUUAGGCUUCAAGAGGCGCCGAAAAACAAGCGAGCGGGUGGUUCCAGGAGCAACUCGCUGACAAGUAACUCAGUGGAUGCAACCACCCCUGUCAAAGCGCCGUCCGCUCCCCCGCGCAACCGGGAGGUUCUCACCAAUACCACUAACGUUGAUUCUCCACGCCCAUCUGGGACGGCCGACAAAGCGUCGCCGCUGAGACCAGCACAAGAUCCCCGGCGGAGGGACGACGAUACCACCCACGCCUCGCUCGAGCCAGUAAUAUCGAAUAGGUCAGAUGUACCAAGCCCGGGCCCUCCUCCUCCUCCUCCGCAGUCCAUUUCUAGGAAGGAGCUGCCUCGGCACCAGCUACGGAAUGGCGGGAAACAGCCCGCUCUACCCCCACGACCAUCGGUGCCCGAGACGAAAUUAAGCGACACGUACAUGCAGCCCAGAGUGCCACCUCAGCCUCCGAAUCAGGCUCCGAGUGAACCGACACCGUCUAACAACGAGUCCCUCGAACCAAAAGUAUCGCCGAAGCUACCGCGAUGGAGCGCCGGCGGGGAAUUCACCUUGGACGAAGACAUGGCGAGGAUCUUGGGGACUGACGAGGGAUCGUCCUCAAUUCUGCGGCGUGUCUCAAACGCGGUCCGACAUGGGAGGACCAACAGCGCCGAGACUGUGAACAACAGCAGCAGCAGUCAAAAUAGGCUAGGUCACAGUCGGAGUGUGAGCGAGACUACAAGGGGCACCACAUCGCCUCGCUGGCCGCGGACACCCAUUGCGGAGGAUCCGGAGGGACAGCACGAUCUCGGUAGCCCCCUGUCGGUCUCUGCGGCCGCGCAGGAGGACCCCGAGUUCCUGAAGCGGCAGCUGAGGACGUCAGAACAGCGAGUGGCAGAGCUCGAACGGCAGUUCAACACGGAGAAGGAUUUGAAGAGCUUGAAUAAGAAGUUGGUUGAGAAGAGGAAGACGGUAUCGGUACUCGACACACAGACUGAGAUUAUGAUCCGGCAGAUCGAAGUACUGGCCGGCUACGUAGAGCGGGCGAAGAAGACGAAUGAGCCGAUCGAUGCCCGCGACCUGGAGGAAUCCGCCAUCAAGGAGUUUGUCCAGAAGCUGGAAAAGGUCAAACAGAACAUGACGGUCAUUAUCGAGCAGCUACACGCCGAACGGGACGAGCUGGUGGAGGAAAAGGAUCAGGCCGUGGCCGACCGCGACCGGGCGUUGCUCGAGUUUGAGCAACUCUCAUCCAAGAACGCUCAGUUGGCAGACAUGAACAAUGAUUUGACACACCAGAUCCAGGAGCGGUUCAAAUCACAAAUCAACAAUGGCGAGUUGCGGAUGCCGCCGAAUGGACUUGGGAUCUACGGCCACAGCAAGGGUGUCUCCUCGGCCUCGGUCAAUUUGGAUGCUGCCAGCUUGCAAACGGGCACCACUUUGAUAGGCCCCGAUGCGGAGGACACUGUGCUUGAGGGGCCCACCGUGGUUAAUAUCCGCAAGGGCCAGGUCAAGAAGUUCAAUUGGAAGAAGGGGUCCAGCAAGGUGGCGCACAACAUUUCCAAGGGUAUCAACCGCGCUGCGGGCGCUUUCCAGCAACAGGAGCAGGCCCGCGCGCAGCAGCAGCAUCAUCAUCAACAGCAGCAGCUCCAGGGCAUGCCGGGCGACGGGAUAGGGCUCCCCUAUAACAUGACGGUAGCGCAGGUCGACUCCCCGGUCACCGUGGGGCCUCAGGUGGGUCCCGGAGGUGUGAACCGAGUCGGGACCGAGAACACACGCCAAGGGUUUGGCUUCUUCAGCAAGAAGCAGGCCGCCAACACCAUGCCGAGAUCAGCGACCACAGCGAACCUAACCUCGUCCUCCUCUAGCACGCCGGCGCCAGCCGAGGCGCCCAGCACGCUGUUUGGCUCCGAGCUGGUCGAACGCGCCGACUAUGAGCGCCGCCAAAUUCCGAGUGUGGUGACGCGAUGCAUCGAGGAGGUGGAGCUGCGGGGCAUGGACGUCGAAGGGAUCUACCGCAAGACGGGCGGGAACUCGUUGGUUAACUCGAUUCGCGAGGGGUUUGACAAGACCGAGGACUAUGACAUCUCGGACCCUUCUCUGGAUAUUACGGCGGUCACCAGCGUCUUGAAGCAGUAUUUCCGGAAACUGCCGACGCCGUUGCUGACUUUCGAAGUGUAUGACCGCAUUCUGGAGUCCAAUGCGAUACAACCCGAAACAGAGCGCUGCGUACACCUGCGCAAGACAGUCAAUAUGCUCCCGCCCAAACAUCGCGACUGUCUCGAGUUCCUCAUGUUCCAUCUCGCCCGGGUGGCGAGCCGCGAGCCCGAGAACCUGAUGUCUCCCAAGAACUUGGCCGUCGUCUUUGCACCGACCAUCAUGAGGGAUCAUAGCUUAGAGAAGGAGAUGACGGAUAUGCAUGCCAAGAAUCUAGCGGUGCAGUUCUUGAUUGAGAACAGCCCGGUUAUUUUUAGCGAGGCAUAG